This is a messenger RNA of Olea europaea var. sylvestris, 987 nucleotides long. RefSeq lists its product as uncharacterized. Gene Ontology annotation, molecular function: nucleic acid binding. The transcript has 4 exons. Bases 1 to 987 code for a protein of 328 amino acids. The record is from RefSeq and is a predicted model, not a curated record. NCBI's taxonomy places the organism in Eukaryota, Viridiplantae, Streptophyta, Magnoliopsida, Lamiales, Oleaceae.
AUGGUUGCCACACCAGAAGAUCGGAUCAUUGAGGCACAAGGUAAAGACUCAUUCUUGCAAAAGAUCAAGAACGAGAUUGGUAUUGAUAAGAGAAAAGACUUUAGAAUAGCUUCGGAUAGGGCUUUGAUGUUUAAAGGAAGGAUUUGUGUACCUAUGGAUGAAGUUUUGAAGAAGGAGAUAUUAGAGGAGGCUCAUAUCACUCCAUAUAUUGCACAUCUUGAUGUUAAAGCAGAACAUCAAAGACCGGCAGGGUUGUUAAAUCCAUUGGAUAUACCAGAAUGGAAGUGGGAGAAUAUCACAAUGGACUUUGUGGUGGGAUUUUCGAGAUCAGUAGGAGGGCACAAUGCUAUAUGGGUAAUAGUGGACCGUCUAACGAAGUCCGCUCAUUUUCUUCCGGUGGAAAUGACAUUCAGUCUAGAUCAGUUGGCACGGUUGUACAUUAAAGAAAUCGUAAGAUUAAGAUGUAGAUCACCUGUUCAUCGGGAUGAAGUCGGAGAAAAGAGAGUUUUGGGACUAGAGAUCAUUGAAAGGACAGUCGAAGCCAUUGAUAAGAUUCGCACUAGGAUAAAGGCAGUGCAAGACAGACAAAAGAGCUAUGCAGAUAUCAGAGAAAAGGACUUGGAGUUUCAAGUUAGAGAUAAAGUCUUUUUAAAAGUGGCACCAAUAAAGGGUGUACUUAGAUUUGACAAGAAAGGAAAGCUACAACCUCAUUAUAUCGGACCUUUUGAAAUACUUGAUGGGAUCGAAAGUGUGGCUUAUCGAUUAGCUUUGCCGCCCGAACUAUCAUCAAUUCACAACCUAUUUCACAUAUCGAUGGUCAAGAAAUAUAUGCAUGAUCUUGAUCAAGUGGUCAAUUAUCAAUCCCCAGAUGUAUGUACAAAUUUAUCUUAUGAGGAUUACCGAUUAGAAUAUUGGAUCGAAGGGUAUAUAAAUUACGGAACAAGGAGAUUCAACCGGUCAAGGUGCAAUGGAAUAAUCAUGGAGUAG